Cordyceps fumosorosea ARSEF 2679 is the source of this 960-nucleotide messenger RNA. Its product is annotated as ARP2/3 complex 34 kDa subunit. NCBI's taxonomy places the organism in Eukaryota, Fungi, Ascomycota, Sordariomycetes, Hypocreales, Cordycipitaceae. Gene Ontology annotation, cellular component: Arp2/3 protein complex; actin cytoskeleton. Bases 1 to 960 code for a protein of 319 amino acids. Gene Ontology annotation, molecular function: actin filament binding; structural constituent of cytoskeleton. The record is from RefSeq and is a predicted model, not a curated record. The transcript has 5 exons. Gene Ontology annotation, biological process: Arp2/3 complex-mediated actin nucleation; actin filament polymerization.
AUGCUUCUCCUCGAUUACCAGAACGUUCUUAUUCAAUCGGUCUUGACCGAACGGUUCUCUGGAGCCCCGCAGACCUCCAUUGACCAGACAGUAUCCGACUUCGACGGCGUUACAUUCCACAUCUCAACUCUUCCCGAGACGAAAACCAAGAUUCUCCUUUCGCUUCAAAUAAGAUGUUUUGCGGAUCUUGUUCAGUACGGUGCUGAACAGGUCUUGCAAAGAGAGUACGGGGACUACAUCUGUCCCGUUGAGGCUGGCUAUGACUUUUCCGUCUUGAUUGACUUGGAGAACCUGCCAGAAGGUAAAGAGGAACGCGAUGCGCUGGCUCUUAAGUUUGCGCUACUAAAACGCAAUGCCAUGGCUGCACCGCUCGAGCAAGCCUACGAAGAACACUACAAGCUUAAGGAGGAGGCCGCAAAGUUCACAUCGGAAGAGGCGCCGCAGGAUAUUCGAAACGGUGGCCAGGUCAAGGCUAUACACUACCGUGAAGAGGAGGCAAUCUAUGUCAAGGCUGCACACGACCAUGUCACCGUCAUCUUCAGCACGGUCUUCCGAGAAGAGACAGACAGGGUAUUCGGCAAGGUCUUUAUUCAGGAGUUCGUGGAUGCGCGAAGACGUGCAAUCCAAAAUGCACCCCAAGUGCUGUUCCGCACCGACCCACCUCUUGAGCUCCAGGGCGUGCCUGGCGUUAAGAGCACUGGUACUGGCGAGAUUGGCUACGUCACCUUCGUCCUCUUCCCUAUGCAUCUUACUCCUCAGCGGAUGGAGCAAGUCAUUUCGCACAUCCAGACAUUCCGCGACUACUUCCACUAUCACAUCAAAGCUUCCAAGGCCUAUAUUCACUCCCGUAUGCGCAAGAGGACCGCGGACUUUCUCCAGGUUCUUCGCCGCGCACGACCCGAGAAUGAGGAGCGCGAGCGCAAGACCGCGACUGGGAGAUCUUUCAAGGUGCAAGGUUAG